Messenger RNA from Phragmites australis (common reed), 817 nucleotides. RefSeq lists its product as uncharacterized. The transcript has a single exon. The record is from RefSeq and is a predicted model, not a curated record. Lineage: Eukaryota; Viridiplantae; Streptophyta; Magnoliopsida; Poales; Poaceae. Bases 151 to 675 code for a protein of 174 amino acids.
AGUACCAGUACUACCUCCGAGAAACCAUGCACCGGUUCACCGCUAUAUAUAUCCCCACAUCCUUCCUGCCAAUCCGCCAUUAUCCACUACAGAACUGACUAGUCUUCUUGAUCAUAACAGCUCAAAAUUCUCUGCACAAUCCAUGCACAAAUGGAUUGCCAGAGCACGACGCAGCUGGGAAGCGUUGGCAGCAGCGGCGCUGCUAUGCAGGAGUACCACUACGCUGGCGGCGGGCAGCCGCAGCAGGCCGUCGACGACGCGUUUCUCAUGGAGCUGCUGGAGGACGCGCCGGCGGCAGACCAGCCGCCGGAGGACGCCGACCGGCUGAGCCACGUCAUUCGGUCCCUCGAGGCCGAGAUCGGCGGCGGGUCGCCCGCUGCGCCGGCGCCGGUGAGGGACGGCUGCGAGAGCACGACGGAGCACUGGACGAGCGACGUCGACGUUGGACUGGAGGACAUGCUGUCGGGCCUCGACAGCCUUAUUGGCCCAUGCGCGGCCGAGGGGGCGCCGUUCGAGUACUGGACGGAGGUUCCGCCGGCGGUGGGGCACGACAUGGGUGGCUGGUACGCCGAUGGCGACGGCAUCAUGGUUGGGUACGAGUUCAGAGAGCAGUGUUAUUACACCUACGGUGAGAGCCCAGCCGUGGAGCAAGUGUACAGCCCCUUGUGGGAAUGAAUCAAUGAUCAAAUAUGGGGAAAGAUAUAUAUAUAUAUAAGCUCAAGAUCGAUCUUUACAAUUUCCCCUUCUUUCUCCAUUUCCAAGUCUUGACGACAAGCUGAUGAAUUUUAGCUAUUUUUGCUUCACCGUUAAACCUUUU